CAGGCGGGCGGUUCCGACGUGAGGGGACGCCGCCGGGCCACGAGGCUGGCGGAGAGGCGUCUUGUUGGCUGUACGGAACUGUUGCCAUCACGACCGCCGCCGCCCCGCCUUCCCCGUUCCACUUCGCUCGCGGCCGUGGACGCUACUGCGGUUGGGCGACGGCGACUUGCGCCGCGGAGGGACCGCCGCUGAGGUUCGGCGCUGCGACGGUUGGAUGACCAACGGUUGAGUAACGGUGACUGACGAUCCCGUUCGCACGCGCCCAGCAUGCCAUGGGGAACAGCUGGGCGGCGCAGUGGUGCUGCUGGCUCUUCCCGAGGCGGGAAACGGCCCGGAUCCAACGAGGAGGAGGAGGAUCGAAGUACUUCAGGACAUGUUCUGCAAGGGAACAUUUCACUAUAGAGUUUGAAAAUCUAGUGGAAAGUGAUGAGGGUGAAAGUCCAGGAAGCAGCCAAAGACCUCUAACUGAAGAAGAAAUUGCUGAUCUGAGAGCAAGACAUUACAAUUCCAUUGCUGAAAAACAAAGAACGGUAGAUCAUAAGCUUCAAUCAGAGUUAGCCAUACAAGAGGAGAAGUUAAGAAUAGAAGAGGAGGCUUUAUAUGCUGCACAGCGUGAAGCAGCCAGGGCAGCAAAGCAGAAAAUACUCUUGGAGCAACAAAGGCUGCAGAGGAUAACUCAGAGAGCACAAUUGACAAACAGUGGAGAUACUCAAAGCUCUAUGACAGAAGAGGACUUAGAUGCUUACAUGAGAAAUGUGAAGCUACAACAUGAAGCUUUUAGGAAUAGUAGGCUCUCAUCUGAUGCUACUGUUUUGACACCAAAUACAGAGAGCAGUUGUGACUUAAUGACCAAAACCAAAUCAACCAGCGGAAAUGAUGACAGUAACUCUUUGGAUUUGGAGUGGGAAGAUGAAGAAGGUAUUAAUAGAAUGAUUCCAUUGCGGGAACGUUCCAAAACUGAAGAGGAUAUACUCCGGGCAGCACUAAAAUUUAGUAGCAAGAAAACUGGAAGUAAUCCAACCUCUGCCUCUGAUGACUCCAAUGGUUUGGAAUGGGAGAAUGACUUUGUUAGUGCUGAAAUGGAUGAUAAUGGCAACUCUGAGUAUGCUGGAUUUGUAAACCCCGUCUUAGAACUGUCUGCAUCUGACAAAAAGACAUCUGACACUGACCAGCAAGAAAGAUAAUGAACUCAGCUGGUUGAAGUUGGACAAAAAUCUCCAAUUCUAUGUGCAAGUCAUUGCUGCUGCACAACUUCCUUUAAAAUAAGGAAGUUGCACAUUGACAAUACUUGAUUAAUUGAAACCCACAUUUCUUUUAGACAGUAAAUGAAACCAUGUGAUUAUGUCCGUCAAUUACAAAAUAGGAGCAUGAUUUGCCAUCUGAAUUCAGAAUUUUAAGUGCAAUUUUAUCAUCGACCUUUGAAACUUACAGGAAAAGUCUGCCGUGAUUCUGUUGUGUGUGUCCUUGGAUUUUAGUAUACAACUCUCUGCACUAAUUGGGGCAUCACAGCUGGAUGCUUUUUGGGCUGCAUUUCUGGUUUGUUUCACUAUUAACAUUGGAGUGAUGACUUCAAUUUAAUAAUACUUGAAUGUUGAAACUAGGAAGCAAUUUUUUCACGUCAUUUUCUUCUGUUGCGAAAAUCAGUAGUGAAACUAUACAUGUAAAACUGAUGUACUUUGUCCAUUUAUGUCUUAACUUCCACAGGUUCAGAUCUCCAGCACAAUACAUCUCACAUUUAAGUGUAUUAAAAGCAUCAUGCAAGACAGGAUUUUAUCUUGAACAAUAGCAAACAAUGUUAAAACAUUUUGAACAUUUAAAUAACUGGAAACAGUAUAAGUUUUUGAAGAUAAAAUGUUAGCGAACCAAAGGUUCCAUUUUCCCAACUAUGAAAUGCCAAAUGCUGCUAGUACAAAGAUUUUAAUUGCCUAUAUGUUUAAGAGAUACAAAAUCAGUUUUGUUCCACACUCUUUAAUUACAUUGAACUGAUAUUAAUGGUGGGAAAACUGGUGUUUUUUUUUAAUAUGUGGAAGGUAUAUGUUUCUGGAGGUGUAUUAAGUGAUAUUCCAGUCCAAAGGUCUGGUUUUGGAUUGUAUAAAAGGAACUAUUCAUGUAUCCUAUGACUAGGAUUAGGAAUUGCUAUAAAAGUGUAAUUUAAUCAGGUAUAAUUAGUGCUAUUUGGGGGGAAAAGAUGGUUGCCCAUGUGUCUUCUUUCUCUGAAAAAGAGUCUUAAAAUUUUUAAUUCUCAAGAGAAGCUCCUCAGUGUCGCCUUAUAUCUUCUAGCACCGCGGUGGCAAACCUUUGCCAAUUGGCCAUGCUGGCAGGGGCUGAUGGGAAUUGUAGUCCAUGACAUCUGGAGUGACUGGAAGAUGUCCAUAACAUCUGGAGUGUCUGGAGGUCCGUAACAUCUGGAGUGCCAAAGGUUUGCCACCGCGGUUCUAGCACAUUUGAGCCUGUGGCAAAGUGUUAGUAUCCUCCUAUGAAACUACCUUUUGUUUUUUCCCGGUUAGUAAGCUGCUUUGGAAUGGUAUUUGCUUUGGUAUGUGUCUGCCAUUCAGACUUUUGUAUAUACUAAACCAGAAUGGUACAGAGGGUGGCAGCUCAACGAGCAGGAGAGCACUUGCUUAGUGUGGUUACUCACUACUUGAACUGCUAGGUUGCACGCUGUCCUUCUCUGCAUGAUGCCCAGUUCUCUGUUCCUUCUGGAGUAUCAGGAAAGGAGACAUUUCUUCCAGGACACAGAGUUGAAACUGUGCAGUUAGAAUACGUAGGACUGCGGCUCAUGGUAGCUAUUGCUGUUAGUGAUGGAGAGUGGUGGAUUACAGACCUUUAAAAGCAGUUAAUGUGUCCUUGUCCUAAGCUGGUCUACCAGUGAUGGCAUUCCUUAGCCCUGUGCAGAUGGCCCCACGCAAUCACUGAGUGGUCUGCACAUGGAAAGUGUAGAGGAAAGUACCUGUGUUUCACAUCCUUUUCCCAUGAUCAACAACAUAUAAAAGCAGUGUUGCUGAGCAUGAGGGGGCAUGUGCGCAGGCACUUCUCCAUGCAUUCACCCCAUGCAUACCACUUGGUGAUCAUAUGCAGGUAUGGACUGGAACCAGCACAAUUGUGCCCAUUGUACCUUCCCGUGUGGAGAGUAAACAUGCAGCUAGAUCAUCUGCUUAGAGAUUUUGUUACUUCUUUCAUUUUUAAUGUCUGUCAACCCACCCAUCAUUAACAAGUUGUGCAGUGAUUGAAACUCUUUGCUUGUCUGUCUCAUAGUUUUCUUCCUCUCAUAAUUUACAAACUUGAUUUAUUUAUAUAAAUUAGUUUGUUUAUAUAAGUUAGUUUCAGUUUCAUGUUUACUUUUAUGCAACUUACAGCUCAAUCCAGGUGGAGGGGAUAGACUCACCUCUAAAGUUGCUGCAGUCCUGCACUGGUGGGUAGGUGCCAUGUGGCUCUGUAGUGCCCAGCCCAGAAGCCACCAUCCUUCCCUAGGCCUGCUGGCACAGAAAGCUGCCAUGAUGUUCUGGGGUGGGCCAGGGGUGGAGCCGACCUUAACCGCGCUGACAUAGACAGCCUCAGAGAUAUAGCACGCAUCUCCAUUAUCUCCUAUGGGGGAUUUUUGCCAGCUUUUUUUUUCAGACUUCCCACGUCACAGGGAGGCCUUUGGGAGAGGGUGGAGCAGCACCAUGCCUGCCCACCUAAUCUGGAUGGGGCUGUCAGUCACUGUCCCAAUAAUAUAGGGAUGUAAAGGGUUCAGUGGCAUUAAAGAAUUAUGAAGUGUUUGUCUUAACUCAUGUAAUAUACCUGAUCACAGUACACUGAUUUUUCCCCAUGCCUUUUGUUUUAAAAAGACAGCUCUUGACCAUUUGUGUAAAUGACACUUUAAAUAGCAUAACUUUUCUUAAUGUAUUGCAUUUCUUAAACGGAAGCUUUAUUGCUAAAAUAUUUACAUGGGAAGCUCUUCACUUGCAAUGCCUGUAAUAUGCUUUAUAAGAGAUUUGUACACUUAAAAUGUAUAUUUUUGGUUUGACAUAAGCUACUGUGUAUCAACUUUGUCAUGUUAUCAGUCCUUAAAAGUUUAAAUUUCUCAAGCUGUUAAUAAAUUUUAUACACACUUCA
Messenger RNA from Sphaerodactylus townsendi, 4098 nucleotides. RefSeq names its product adaptor related protein complex 1 associated regulatory protein (gene AP1AR). The record is from RefSeq and is a predicted model, not a curated record. The coding region runs from base 273 to 1184 and encodes 303 amino acids. Lineage: Eukaryota; Metazoa; Chordata; Lepidosauria; Squamata; Sphaerodactylidae. Gene Ontology annotation, biological process: negative regulation of substrate adhesion-dependent cell spreading; regulation of Arp2/3 complex-mediated actin nucleation; negative regulation of cell motility. Gene Ontology annotation, molecular function: AP-1 adaptor complex binding. The transcript is spliced from 10 exons.